Molecule: messenger RNA, 4236 nt
Organism: Triticum urartu
Lineage: Eukaryota; Viridiplantae; Streptophyta; Magnoliopsida; Poales; Poaceae
Biological process (GO): protein phosphorylation
Molecular function (GO): protein kinase activity; protein binding; ATP binding
Source: RefSeq, a predicted model, not a curated record
UGCCAUUGGAUGGAAACCUAUAUAAGAAAUAGAGUGAAGGAGGAAUACGAGUGGGAGCAACAAAGCUGAGUAUAACUGGCCGCUGCUCGAGGUAGAUUAAGGGGGGAGGUGAAGACCUAGGAGCGGGCGAGCUACUGCUUCCUGCCGUCAAGCUGCUAUCACUUCCUCCGGACGCAGCUUCAGUGCCGUAAAGGCACCUGUCUUUGGGUCCCUGACAUGUGGGCCAGCUACCUAUUGGACCCACAUGUCAUAGGAACAAAGGCAGGUGCCGGAGUGCAGUCCCACUUCCUGUCCGCAUCAUACCGGGGACAUAUACAUACCGUGGGGCUGGGGGCAAAACAACAACUUGGGACCCUACGUGAUAUUAUCAGACCACUUGUGCACUAAAUGACGACGACCCAUAUUAUAUAUGUAUAAAUGAAUAGAGAGAACUGAGCUAGAAUACUAACACUAACAACAAAAUAUUCAACUAUCGUGGGCCUACCGUAGACUAGUCUAAAAGACCACUUGCUCACGUUGCAGUUAACGACCAUGACCCAAGACCCAUGUAUAAUGCAUUGUACCUAGCUAGGUAGUGCAUUAUUUGAGAGUGGACCGGAGACCAGGCAGCAGCAAGCUAGUAAAGUAGAUCACCAAUAUAAACUAAGGCCUCAGUGGUGAAGGAGGAUCAAACACUCUAAACUGCAAACCUCUGCACAGAUAUGUUUGGUACGUUCGCCCCUGCACUGCUGUAGCUGUAGCUCUUGUUCCGGUUAGGAAAGGAAACGAAGAGCUACCCGGCCAUGGAAGUUACUACACUCGGUCAGUUACUUCUCUUGGCAUUGGUGACUUUCAGUGCGCAUUAUGUGAUCGUCGUCUGCAGCUCCUCCUCCUUCCAUGACAAUGAGACAGAUCGGUUAUCACUGCUUCGAUUCAAGGAUGCAAUUAGUCUGGACCGGCAGCAAGCCUUGAUGUCCUGGAAUGAUAGCAUCCACUUUUGCAAUUGGGAAGGUGUCCUGUGCAGGGCAAUGGCUCCACGUCGUGUCACUUCUCUAAACCUUACAAGUCGAGGUUUGGUAGGACACAUCUCUUCUUCACUUGGGAACCUAACAUUCCUGCAAUCUCUAGCCUUGACGGAGAACGCACUCGCUGGAGAGAUCCCACCCUCCCUCGGUCACCUGCGCCGCCUCCAUUUCUUGCGCUUGAAUAAAAACAUGCUGCAAGGAAGGAUGCCGAGUUUAGCAAACUGCUCGAACCUCAAGGUGCUGCAUGUUUCGAACAAUUAUCUAGUUGGCAAUCUUCCUGCUGAUUGGCCUCCUCACCUUCAGGUACUGAAGGUCUCGGAUAAUAAGCUUACUGGCACCAUCCCAGCUUCUCUUGCCAAUAUCACAACAUUAACCACCAUCAAUUGCGAAUAUAAUCACAUCAAGGGAAAUAUCCCAAGUGAGUUUGCAGAUUUUUCUAGCUUGCGGUACCUGUCUGCAGGCGCUAAUCAGCUGUCAGGCAGGUUUCCACAAGCCAUCGUGAAUAUUUCUACUCUCAUCAAUCUUCUCCUUUCUCAAAAUGGUCUAAGUGGAGAGGUACCACCAAAUCUCUGUACCUCUCUGCCUGAUCUCCAAAUACUUGGAUUAGGUGUCAACUUCUUUCAAGGGCACAUUCCUAGUUCUUUCACUAAUGCUUCCAAUCUACGUGCCUUCGAUUUGUCGAGUAACAACUUCACCGGAUUGGUGCCCAGUACGUUUGGCAAACUUACCAAACUUUUGAGGUUGAAUCUUGAACUUAAUCAGCUCGAAGCACAUAGCUGGGAAGAUUGGGAGUUUUUGGACAGCUUAGGCAACUGCACAGAGCUACUGAGAUUUUCCAUGAGUGGGAAUCGUCUAUCAGGAAAUGUACCUAGUUCAUUGGGUAACCUUUCCAAUCAGCUCCAACAUCUAUACUUUGCAGAAAAUCAAUUAUCAGGAGAAUUUCCUACCGGCAUAGCAAACCUUCCCAACCUGGUUGCUGUAUCAUUGGCCGCUAACCACUUUACAGGUGUGGUUCCGGAGUGGAUUGGGACUCUCAAAACUUUACAGCAAAUAGGUUUGGGCGGAAACUUCUUUACAGGGGUCAUUCCAUCAUCCAUGUCAAACUUGUCUCGUUUGGGAGGGCUCUAUCUAAGCUUCAACCAAUUCACUGGCCACAUACCACCAAGCUUUGGAAACUUUCUUAUGCUUCAAUAUAUUCACAUUUCCAACAACAAUCUUUAUGGCAAGGUCCCAAUGGAGAUCUUCAGAAUCCCAUCAAUAAUUGGAAUUGAUUUAUCUUCCAACAAGCUCGAUGAACAACUUCCUGCCAACAUUGGCAAUGCCAGACAACUUGUGUAUUUUCGGACUUCGUCCAAUAAGCUAUCCGGAGAUAUUCCAAACUCUCUGGCUGAUUGUGAAAGUUUAGAAGACAUUGAGUUAGACUCGAAUAACUUCAGCGGAAGCAUUCCGACUUCAUUAGGCACCAUAAGUAGCCUCAAGUUUUUGAACUUCUCUACCAAUAACUUAACUGGGUCAAUACCAACAUCUCUUGGCAACCUACAACAUCUUGUGGUACUAGAUUUGUCAUUCAACCAUCUUAAUGGCGAGGUUCCAACAAAAGGGAUCUUCAAGAAUGCAACUGCUGUGCAGAUUGAUGGAAAUCAGGGGCUUUGUGGUGGUGUGGUGGAGUUACACAUGCUAGCAUGUUCUGUUAUGCCUUCAAAGCCAACUAGGCACAAGAGAUCUUUGGUGCUCAAAGUAGUUAUCCCAAUAUCUGUUAUAGUAUCACUUGCUAUGGUCAUAUUUAGCUUAUUGCUCCGAAGAGGAAAACUCAAAAGCAAAUCUAUAUCUCUGCCAUCAUUUGCUAUAAAAUUUCCCAAAGUUUCUUUCAUUGAUCUAGCCAGAGCAACACAAGGAUUCUCAACGUCCAACUUAAUUGGCAGAGGGGCAUACAGUUCUGUAUAUCAAGGGAAACUAGAUGAAGACGAAAAUGAUGUUGCCGUAAAAGUGUUCAACCUAGAGACAAGAGGGGCACACAAGGGCUUCAUUGCAGAAUGUAAUGCGUUGAUAAAUCUGCGUCAUCGUAAUCUGGUUCCUAUUCUAACUGUGUGCUCAAGCAUUGAUUCUAAUGGUAAUGAUUUCAAGGCCCUGGUGUAUGAGUUCAUGUCACGGGGAGACUUGCAUAAACUACUGUACUCGACUCGAGACAAUGAAGGCUCUUCAGAUUUGAACCUUCUUACAAUGUCUCAAAGGAUGAGCAUUGUGGUGGAUGUAGCUGAUGCAUUGGAGUACCUGCACCAUAAUAACCACGGAACAAUGGUUCAUGGUGAUGUGAAGCCUAGCAACAUUCUUUUGGAUGACAAUAUGACAGCUCAUGUUGGAGACUUUGGCCUCGCAAGAUUCAAAGUUGGUUCCACAGCGUUCUCUCUUGGCAACCCAAACUCUUCUUCCUUUGCACUAAUGGGGACAAUUGGAUACGCUGCUCCAGAGUAUGCAGGGGGCGGUCAAGUUUCAACUGCUGCAGAUGUUUACAGUUUUGGUGUUGUUCUCCUCGAGAUAUUCAUUCAAAGAAGGCCGACUGAUGACAUGUUCAAGGACGGACUGAGCAUCGUGAAGUUUAUAGAGAUCAACCUCCCUGAUAGGGUGCUGGAGAUUGUUGAUCCCCAGCUGCUACAUGAGUUGGAGCUUUGCCAAGAAACUCCAAUAGCAAUGAAGGAAAAAGGUGCGCUUUGUCUGAUGUCUGUGCUAAACGUCGGCCUUUGUUGCACCAAGCCGUCUCCAGGUGAACGUAUCAACAUGGAGGAGGUGGCUGCCAAGUUACGCGGAAUCAGGGAUGCAUAUGUCAGAAGCAGCUCUGUUGCUUCAGCACCACUGGCUGCCUGAAUAAUAGUCUGCUUCGUGGCAUUUACCCAGGCGCAGAGCAGUGGUAAAAACGACCAAGAACCAUGUCAUUGCACAAAAAUGCAAGAAAGCAAGAGAUUUCGGCGCUGCACCGGAGCUAAGACGAUGUACCUUCGUCACCUUCGCUGUCAAGAAGCCGGUGUUGGAAGGUCGGCACCGGAGAGAUCAGCACAUGCACACCUGCAUUCACCAUCAAUCAAGAGCAAAUUGCACAUCAGAGUGUCUGCGGCAGUCCAAUAACUAGUGUCUGUCUACUUGUUGGUGCAUCUAUUUCUAGAUAAAACACUCUGAAUGUACACAUGUUAUGUUCUAUUUCUACACGCUAGAAUGAAAGUUCAGUCAGAUCCUGCUA